CUACCAGCCACUGUAACAGUGGGAAACUGUGAAUUGGUUGCAGCUUUAAAGUAAUGAUAUCUCUUUUAUAUCGAAAAACUAUCGCUCGUUAACGAUAUUCAUAACUAUCAGAAAACGAUUCGAGAUGUUGCUAAACCCUGAGCAGGUAGCCUUGAUUGGACAGGUUUUUGAGUCUUACGUGUUAGAACACCACAAGAAUGACAUCCUCAACAUUCUGCAAGAACCAGAAGAAGAUGCUCACUACCCCGUGGUGGUGAACGCCAUGACGCUGUUUGAGGCCAACAUGGAGGUGGGCGAGUACUUCAAUGCCUUCCCCAGCGAGGUGCUCGCGGUGUUUGAUAACGCUUUGCACCGAGCAGCGGUGUCAGCCUCGCAGUCGCUACCACAGCAGAAAGACUGCAAAAUUAAGCAGAAUCUACAUGCAAGGAUUUCAGGUUUGCCCGUCUGCCCCGAGCUGACACGGGACCGCAUCCCCCGCUCUCGGGACGUGGGCCACUUCCUGUCCGUCACGGGCACGGUCAUCCGCACCAGCGCCGCCAAGGUGCUGGAGUUCGAGCGCGACUACAUGUGCGGGAAGUGCCGGCACGUGUUCUCGGAGCGGGCGGAUUUCGAGCAGUUCUACAGCUUCGCCCCGCCCACCCGCUGCCCCAGCGAGGACGGCUGCGCCUCCUACAAGUUCACCUGCCUGGGGGGCGGAGCCUCCUCGCCAGCCGCCUGCAGGGACUACCAGGAGAUCAAGAUUCAGGAGCAGGCCCAGAGGCUGUCCGUGGGCAGCAUUCCCCGCUCAAUGACGGUGGUGCUGGAGGAUGAUCUGGUGGACAGCUGUAAGUCAGGAGAUGACAUCACGGUGUACGGUGUCGUCCGGCAGCGCUGGAAGCCCCUGUAUCCGGACGCCCGCUGUGACCUGGAGAUCGUGCUGAAGGCAAACUUCAUUGAGGUCAACAAUGAUCAGUCCACGGCCGCCAUGGUCCUGGACGACAUUCAGAAGGAGUUUGAAGAGUUCUGGGAAAAAUUCAGAGAUGAUCCUUUAGCAGGCCGGAACCAGGUUCUGAUGAGCCUUUGCCCACAGGUGUUCGGGCUGUACGUUGUGAAGCUGGCUGUCGCCAUGGUUUUGGCAGGGGGGGUCCAACGAGUAGAUGUUUCGGGAACCAAAGUCAGAGGCGAGUCUCACCUGCUCCUCGUGGGAGACCCAGGGACGGGGAAGUCUCAGUUCCUGAAAUACGCUGCCAAGAUCACACCACGGUCCGUCCUCACGGCUGGGAUAGGCUCCACAAACGCAGGGCUGACUGUGGCGGCAGUGAAGGACGGCGGGGAGUGGCACCUGGAGGCGGGGGCGCUGGUGCUGUCGGACGGGGGGCUGUGCUGCAUCGACGAGUUCAACAGCAUCAAGGAGCACGACCGCACCAGCAUCCACGAGGCCAUGGAGCAGCAGACCAUCAGCGUGGCCAAAGCCGGCAUGGUAUGUAAGCUCAACACCAGGACCACCAUCCUCGCAGCGACCAACCCGAAGGGCCAGUACGACCCCAACGUCUCGGUGUCGGUGAACGUGGCGCUGGCCAGCCCGCUGCUGAGCCGCUUCGACCUGGUCCUGGUCCUGCUGGACACCAAGAACCCGGAGUGGGACAGAAUCAUCUCCUCCUUCAUCCUGCAGAACAAAGGUGGCCCGAGUAAGAGCGAGUCCGUGUGGAGCAUGGAGAAGAUGAAGGCCUACUUCUGCCUGGCGAAGAGCUUUCAGCCCGGGAUGUCGGAGGAGGCCGACGCCGUCCUGGUGCGCUACUACCAGGCGCAGAGGCAGAGCGACGGCAGGAACGCGGCCCGGACCACCAUCCGCAUGCUGGAGAGCCUGGGCCGGCUCGCCGAGGCUCACGCCAGGUUGAUGUUUAGGGAUACUGUCACGGUGGAGGACGCCGUCGUCGUCGUUUCUGUCAUGGAGUGCUCCAUGCAGGGUGGCGCUCUCCUGGGAGAUGUGAAUGCUCUGCACACCUCUUUCCCUGAUGACCCCAGGCAGCAGUACAGGACACAGUGUGAGAUGAUACUGGAGGGCCUGGGCCUCAACCACCUCCUCACAAAAGAACUGGACCGGCUCUCACGUCAAGGUAAUGGCUCACAAACAGGGACACCCCCCGGUGAAAACGGGCUGAAUGCUAUCAGAAACAGCUGCGCGGCUCAGGAAACCAACUCCCUGCAGUCGACCCAAGAUGGACCCCAGAGGAACGCCGGGGCCGAUAGCGGGCUCGACUGGUUUCAUUCACUGUCCGGCCCCUCAGGGUUAUCGCCAAUCACGCCGUCUUCCCAGAAUGCCUCAUCUGGCGCCGGAGUCAUACCAGAGGGCCGUGCUUCGUCGCCCAGUCACAGAGACCCUUUGCCUGAGAAAGGAAGGAAGUCCACAACGGAUGAAGCGCCCGUUAAAAACACAGAUGAAGCUGUUCCGUCCAAUCGUAAGAACACACCGGCAGCCGCGAGAGACGAAUCGGACUCUGUCGUUGAAAAGGUUUCCAAGAGCCUCAGAGGGAAAAGGCUCAAAAAGAUCAGCGAUUCGUCCCAGCAGGAGGAGGGUAGAGCGGCAGAGAUGAGCGGCACCUCUGGUGGUGGAAGUGCAGAUUGCACAGACAAUCUUGAGCUCUUGUUCUCCUCAGAUGCCCCGCCCUCGCACAGCACUCCCGUAGCCGCGAAAAAGCGAUCCUCGAAGAAGAGCCGCGCCCCUCACGAUUUUCCCGCCGAGGACCGGGGGGCCCCGGAGACGGAGGGGGCCCCCGAGGCCCUGCGGACCAAACUCUCCUCCUUCACCUUCAGGCCGAGAGAGAGAAUGGCCCACGGAGAGCACCACAGCAGUCCCCCUGAGAGGGCGCUGGGAGACGGGGUCUACAGGGACCCCGUUCCAGGGCCAGGGGAGGAAACGACAGGGAAGGGGAGGGGCGUCUCCGCAGACGGAGCGCUCGGAGGUGCAGGAUUUCAAGAGGAGGCUGCUGUCCCGGCCGGGCAGGCAAAAAAACCAGAGGGAAACAGCGAGAAGCGAAGUGGCACAGAGCAGCCAGCAGAGGGCAGCAGAGCUCUCAAGAAACUGAGGCACAAAGCCACACCGGAGGAAAAAGACCACCUGCCCGCGGGGUCAGGUGACCGGGGCGAGGGGAGAGAGGGUCGAGCUCCGGCGGGGGACGAGGGCGGAGCCCAGGAGCAGAGGCGUCUGCAGCUGCUGCAGAGGCUGGGCGGCGCGGCCCCUGGGGGGCAGCCCACGCACCCCCAAACCCCCGGGGCCAGAGUGGCCCCCGCCACCCUGGCCAGGCUGUCGCGCUUCUCCUUCACGGCUUGCUCUGAGGAAGGACCCGAGAAGCCCGAGGCUGCGGUCAGCGAGAGGGCGAGCUCUGAGACGGGCCAGGGUCGCGACCCUGCCCCAGGGCAUGAUGGGAGUAACCCCAGGAAGAGGAAGUGCUUUGAAUUUGGGUCAAAAAGCAUCUUGCCGGGGCAGUCCCUGUUCAGCUCAUCGGUCGUAGAUGAUGAAGAUCUGGAUGUGGACUGGGAGGAGGAGUCUAGCAAGCGAGCAAAGGUGUGAUCACUGUGUGUGUGUGUGUGUGUAUGUGCAUGUGUGUGCGUGUAUGCACAUGUGAGCAUAUGUGCAUGCAUGCACAUGCAUUGCUGGAAAGUUUGGCCCACAGUGAGUGAUGGGAGAAUGCCCGGGAAGAUGACCUCUAAUGAACUGACCUCUUGUGACCUCUUGCCGGACUCAUGCUGCUGAAUAUCUAACUUUGGCUGGGCCGAAAAUGUGCAAUUAAAAAUGAUUAUGAAAAUAAAUGAUGUAAAAUAAAUAUUUUGUACAAUUUCCAACCCAUUGCAACCCAUUAUCUUCUCUGACCCCGCGACCCUGACCAGGAAUAAGCAGGUAUAGAUAAUGGAUGGAUGGAUGGAUGGAUGGUUCCUCUGAUUGAAAAUGGCUGGCUGCCAUUUCCACCAGGCGGUUUAGAGACGAUUGCAUUUAGCGGAAACGGAGGCAGCGAUAGAUGGAGCGCAGUUUGUUUAGCCUAUCUCCUGGGCUGGGUUUGCUGUGUUUGUUGGCAUAGUUAGAUGUUCCCCAUGGAGCACACAAGCGCACAACCUUCCCAGAAGGCACUUUUGGAGUUGGGGACAACUAGGGGUGAGGGGGGACUGUUGCCAUGACUACAAGCCCCAAAGGAUGCACAGCAUUGGGUAUUAGCGCUGGGUUAGACAGCAUAUUAUUAUACUCCUGCCAGGUCAUAAGAGCUCUUAAAGUGCACAAUACUGUACAGGUAAAGCACAGCGAUCCUUAGUUCUGCAGUGGCAUCAUAAUAGGUGUACUUAAAUGUAUAGAAAUGGAUCUGUCUACAGAAAUUGAAAGUACUCUUAUCAGAGUUGAUUUAACAAGGAGCAUUUGUUGUGUAGACUUAAUAAAAUGUGUUUAGAUGCA
Anguilla anguilla (European eel) is the source of this 4420-nucleotide messenger RNA. It is a transcript of the gene mcm9, whose product is annotated as minichromosome maintenance 9 homologous recombination repair factor. Gene Ontology annotation, molecular function: ATP binding; single-stranded DNA binding; single-stranded DNA helicase activity. The transcript has 14 exons. Lineage: Eukaryota; Metazoa; Chordata; Actinopteri; Anguilliformes; Anguillidae. Gene Ontology annotation, cellular component: nucleus; MCM complex. The coding region runs from base 125 to 3550 and encodes 1141 amino acids. Gene Ontology annotation, biological process: double-strand break repair via homologous recombination. The record is from RefSeq and is a predicted model, not a curated record.